This is a messenger RNA of Ochlerotatus camptorhynchus, 3799 nucleotides long. Its product is annotated as collagen alpha chain CG42342. The record is from RefSeq and is a predicted model, not a curated record. The transcript has 15 exons. The coding region runs from base 553 to 2535 and encodes 660 amino acids. Lineage: Eukaryota; Metazoa; Arthropoda; Insecta; Diptera; Culicidae.
GAAAAAUUUCAUCCCAAAAAAAAGGAAGUUUGAAGUUUGGUCCCAACGUGUAGUAGGCGGUGCGUUUCUCGUGUGGUUGAUUGGAUUAAAGAACGGGAGGGAGUUUUGGAGUGAUUUAAUUUAAUUUUCCGACUUUUUUUUGGCCGAACCUCGAGAUAAACGAGAAGCGACAGCGUUCGAUGAUCGAAGGAGAAGAGUGAAGUAUCGAAAGGAAAUUUAUUGUUUUUCAGUGAAAAAGUUUUCCACCCUGCUGCCGAAGUGGAAGAAGUAAGUGUCGAAGGAGGAAAAGUUUUCGGCUUAAUUCCGGCUGGGAUUGGUGAAUUCUGGUGUGGAGGAGUGCAGAGUGGAAAAUAAAAGCAGAGAUAAGAUAAAUCGAGAAAAGUGAUUUGGGAAAAUAGCGGCAAGAAGAGCAGCAGGCCGGCAGAUGAGGCUGCAUAAUGGAAAUGCCGGCGUGCAGUGAGUGUAAAGUGGAAGUCACGUUCGGUAGCGACAGUGGAAGCCAAUUGAGAAACAGAGUGUAGUGUAGGAUUCUGAGAGAGUCCCUGAUGUGCCAUGGAAACCAUUUCUGACAUUCCAUCGAAGCAGCGGCAGCCGGAUUCGGUUGCUGGAGCUGACCCACAGGACACCAAAAAGCGAACAUCAUCAUCAACAGUAGGAGCAACAGUAGCAGCAGCAGCAGCAGCACCAGUAGCUAGUAGUGCCAAAGCAGCCAGGAGGAGCCCGACGAGAAAGACCACUGCAGGCUUGAACGGUCACGGCCGCAAGGGUAGUGGAAGCGGCCUGGAAGGUGGCUCCUUAAGAAAACCUGGCGCCGCCUCCGCCAGCAGUCUGGUCAACUAUCUUUUCUAUCUGCUGUGCAUCACAUCGCUCGGUGCUACCAUCUACUCCAACAUACGCCAAUCAUAUUUAGAGGAUAGAUUAUUUAGCCUAGUUAGUAUCGAAGAACGACUAAGUGUUCUGGAGAGCCAGAUCCGCGAUGUACAUAUAAGCAGUCGUCGGGCUUACGGUGCCGGUGCUCCCCGCAGCCGGGAGGAACAAGAACAGGAGGAAAGCGUCUCCGAUGUGGUGAGAAAGAUUUCGCUCCAGAUUGCCGAACUUCCCAGGAUACGUCGCGACGUUUCCGCGCUGAAACUAUCGCGAGCGACACGACAGGAUUCGAUUCAACCGCAAGAAGGAGAAUGCAUGUGUCCACCAGGUCCACCAGGCCCGCCUGGUCCUCCGGGAAAGAGAGGGAAGCGUGGCAAGAAAGGAGACUCAGGUGAACCAGGUGUGGAGGGUCCCACUGGUCCACCUGGCAAGAACGGUCUUCCGGGUCUGAAAGGAGCGAAGGGAGACCGAGGAUCGAUGGGGCCAAUCGGACUGGACGGUCCCAAGGGCGAACCGGGACGACUCGGCGACAAGGGCUCCAAAGGUGACGUCGGAAUGCCACCGAUAGACGUGUUCCAGACAGUGAAGGGAUUAAAGCGAUCCGUAACGACACUGCGGGGUGGUUCGCUGGGAUACGCUGAAAUCGUAGCCGUCAAGGGUGAGCCGGGAGAGCCGGGUCCACCAGGGCCACCGGGACCAUUGGGGCCCUCCGGUCCAAUUGGAUUGGAUGGACGGCCGGGGCCACCGGGUGAUCCCGGUCCCAAAGGAGAUCCAGGCACGGCAGGAGAGAACGGCCCAGUUGGGAACCCGGGUACGGCAGGGCUGCCAGGAACGAAGGGUGACCGAGGAGACAAGGGUGACCGAGGGCUGACGACGCACUUCAAGGGCGAUCAGUUCCCGGCCGGUAUCAUCGAAGGGCCACCCGGCCCUCCGGGACCAGCAGGUCCUCCCGGUGACAAAGGUGAUCCAGGUCCGGAAGGUCCUCCUGGUCCACAGGGCGAGAAGGGCCCCCGGGGUAAACGAGGCAAACGAGGCCCCGGAAAGGAUGACGACUAUGACGAAGCAACGCUGGCACAGUUCCGAGGCCCUCCGGGUCCACCGGGACCGCCAGGACUGCCAGGACGAGAUGGCCUACCAGGGCACAAAGGAGAUUCCGGUGAAGUCGGUGCACCCGGUUCGCUUGGACCUCGUGGACUGGACGGAAUGCCCGGAGAACCAGGCAUCGAAGGACCGCCAGGUCUACCAGGCUACCAAGGUCCCCCAGGAGAGAAGGGCGACCCAGGUGACAUUGGACCUCCGGGUCUAAUGGGUCCACCGGGGCUUCCUGGACCACCCGGCUAUCCGGGCGUCAAAGGUGACAAAGGCGAUCGAGGAGAUUCCAAGUUUAGGAAAAUGCGACGGCGGCAAGACCACGAAGGCAUGGCCGAUGAACCCUACCGGGGGGAGAUGCCGCACGGACCACCGGGUCCUCCUGGGCCACCGGGCUCUGUUGGGCACACGGGACAGCCGGGACCUCGGGGGUACGAUGGCAAGAAGGGCGAUCGAGGUGAAAAGGGACAGAAGGGAGAGUACGGACCGAUGGGACUGCCGGGUCCAAUGGGAAUGCGUGGCGAUUCGGGUCCAGUCGGUCCAGUAGGCAAGGCAGGCCAUCCGGUGUGGGAAUACUAAUCUUAAGGACAUCGUGAUCUUCUUAUUUUUUUCGCGCUAUGAUUUGAUCAUUUCGGAAACCUGUUCCAAAGUUGAGUUUCCUAUUUAUUUCGUUUGACAGUCAAACAAUUCGAAGUUAACCAAAGGUCUUCUCGCGCUAGUAGGGCGGAAUGGAAAAUCAAAGCCAGCAGGUGAAUACUCACUUCAAAUGUGUUAGUUAAGUUUAUUGAACAAUUUAAGUAUUAUUUAGAAUCGAACUUUUUUUUUCAUUAUUUAAACCUAAGGGAAAGGGAAUAUUUUACAAAUCGUACUCGUCCAAAAUGCAAACGACAAAAACCAACUAAGACUCUGAUCAAGUAUUCGAGAAUUGAGAAACAACGGAAAUGAACGUAUUACUAGGGUAAGAACGAGGGGUAAGGCACACACAAAAAAAAAAACAUAUUUUUAUAAGUGUUUAUAAAAAACCAGCGCAAGCGAAAGGAGCAGUGACACAGAGCAAAACAUAGAAAAAGUGCGAUGUAAAAUCUCAGAAGGUAUAAAACUUACAAACAAUUGUUGUUAGCCAUUGAUACUUCCUCUUGUUUCAGUGUCUUUUUUCGCUUUCAAAAAUUUUUCGACGUAGGUAAAACACCAAAAACAAAAACAAAAAACCUUAACAAAUAAAUCAGACAGCUAGUUGUUAAAUAAGGCAAAUCGAAGAAACGAAUGUGAACGCUGAAUUCUUUCCCUCGGUUUACCUUCCUCCCCACCCCAAAUCAGUUAGCCAUAUUUUUACCUCCACCAUUUUAAUAUUUGAGUUCAGUUCUUCGGUUCUUCUACUUCUCUCGGGAACCCCAACUAUUUAGGAUAGGUGAAACAAAUUUUAUAGAUUCAUCAGAAAACAGAACAACAUAUCUCUAUGCGAACAACAAAACAAACAACUAUCAUAACUUCCUUACCUACCAACUACUACUAAAAGCAAACUAAACUCUAUCGUGUUGUGUAAUUUAUUCUAUCUUUCAAAAAAAGCGCUAUAAUGGGAAUGACAGAAAGCAAACGCAAAUUUUACUCUUUCUCUCAUCAUAACCUCCAUACAAAUGACAAAUAGCUGUCGGCAUUUGAUUUGAACAGACAAAAAAAAAUCGCCCAUCCAUUCAACCAUAAACCAAACCAUCACCCAUACACACACACACACACUCAUGCACGUGGACAGACGGAGAAGAUGUUUGUUAAAUAUUGUAAAGAGUCAUAUAGAAACAAGGAAGAAGAAAAAAAAAAGUCAACAAAUAAAACAAAACUGAUUGAG